GGUGUAUCCUUGGCUGUGCUUUGAGAGACCUACAUGGCAAUGGCAUUGAGCCCGGGUAUUUACUGGACUCCUCUAGCGGGAGCUCCAGUCGACUGCUGGCCAUGUGGGCGCAUGCGCGCCCGGCGCGCUCGGCGGCAUGCUGGCCAUUGGGACGCCGGGCGGGUUCUGGUUCCGCUUGGUCUGCUGGGAGAGAGGAUGAAGAGCAGAAGGAAGGCCAUCAAAGACGACAGUCCUUCACACCGUUUCGGGCGAAGGCAAGGUCUCCUUGGAAGUGCCCUGAUGGCUCCGGCCAGUUGCAGGGCGGUGUCUCCAGUUCCACUGACCGUUGGCUUGGGGACGUGCUGCCUUAAGGGGGAGCAAAGCGAGGAGCAGGUGCUCAAUGGCCUUAGCUUGGGGUAUCGUGUCAUUGACACCGCCAGCCACUACGACAACGAGGUGUCGGUGGGAAAGGCCUUGGUGCGCUCCAAGGUGCCGCGGGAGGAGGUGUUUUUAGUGACCAAGGUGUGGUUCGACGACAUGGGCGAGCGUGCGUCUCAAGCGACCCAGGAGUCCAUAGGCCGAUUGGACACCUACGUGGAUCUGCUCCUGGUGCACUUCCCGGGCACCAACGACGCCAUCCAGAGCCCUACCGCCAACCGCCGGCUCCGCGAGACCACCUGGCGGGCAUUGGAGGAUGCCAAGAGUGCGGGCCUCACACGGCACCUCGGGGUGGCCAACUUUGUGCGGCGCCACCUCAAGGAACUACUUGCGUUUUGCAGGGAGGCGCCUGAAGUGAUGCAAACCGAAGUGCAUCCGUACUUUCAACAGCCGGAGUUGUUGGAUCUCUGCAAGCGCAACAACUUGCAGGUUCAGGCAUUUUCGCCCUUGGCACAUGGUCAGCUGGCCUUAUUGGAGGAUCCGCUGCUGAAGAAGCUUGGUGCCAAAUAUCAGCGAAGCCCAGCGCAAGUGGUUCUCAGCUGGCUGCUACAGAAGGGAAUUGCACCCAUUGCUUUCAGCAGAUCCCUUGAGCGCAUGAAAGAGAAUCUCUCUGGUGGCUUUGUGCUGACGGCUGCAGAACUGGAGCGCAUCGAUCUGCUGGACCGGGGCGAAGAUGCUCGGGUGGGAUUCAACCCCAAUUUGAUCGCUUGACCCAGUUCAGUCCCACUCAUAUCCCUUUUUGUUUGGAGGGACAAAUUUGCUAAGCAACGAUUUCCCAACCCUCCAAAAAUAGAUUGAGCGUCCCUCUUUUUAUGACAAGCAGGUCAGGUCACAACUUGGUCGCGUAGAUCGUGCCGUGGGAGCUGACGACAAAUCCAAAGCAUCUCUCAGAGGGCAUCGAUGCGUUUAUAGAUCUUGGUCGUGCAUCCUCCCUUCCGGGCAGAACAAGCCCACACGUCAAUUGCCUGCAGCGAUUGCUGAAUCACUAUGUGAUGCAAUCUGAUCUAUUGCAUAGCAUUGUUUUUUGCGAUCUCCGUGGGAUGG
Effrenium voratum is the source of this 1461-nucleotide messenger RNA. The record is from the annotation of a GenBank genome assembly. NCBI's taxonomy places the organism in Eukaryota, Dinophyceae, Suessiales, Symbiodiniaceae.